This is a messenger RNA of Lycium barbarum (goji berry), 990 nucleotides long. RefSeq lists its product as uncharacterized. Lineage: Eukaryota; Viridiplantae; Streptophyta; Magnoliopsida; Solanales; Solanaceae. The coding region runs from base 1 to 990 and encodes 329 amino acids. The transcript is spliced from 4 exons. Gene Ontology annotation, biological process: DNA integration. Gene Ontology annotation, molecular function: nucleic acid binding. The record is from RefSeq and is a predicted model, not a curated record.
AUGGAUUUUAUCACGGGAUUGCCCCGUUCUCGCCGCAAAUUCGAUUCUAUUUGGGUGAUUGUUGAUAGGUUAACUAAAUCGGCCCAUUUCUUGCCAGUAAGAACUACUUAUGCCGCUGAAGACUACGCUAACCUAUAUCUUAAGGAGAUUGUGCACCUUCAUGGCAUUCCGGUAUCAAUUAUUUUGGACAGAGGCGCUCAGUUUACGGCAAAGUUCUGGAUAUAUUUUCAGGAAAGCCUUAGGACUCGAGUAAAUCUUGGUUCUGCUUUCCAUCCACAGUUAGACGGGCAGGCUGAGCAGACUAUUCGGACUUUGGAAGAUAUGUUACGAGCCUGUGUAGGCCAGGUGGCUUAUGAAUUGGAGCUGCCAUCAGAACUGCAAGCGGUCCACCCAGUUUUUCAUGUGUCCAUGCUGAGGAAAUGUAUUAGAGAUCCCUCCAGAAUCGUACCUGUUGAUGAUAUAGAAGUUACAGAAAAUCUGACGUAUAAGGAAGAACCAAUUGCUAUUCUAGAUCGACAAGUCAGCAGACUUAGAAACAAAGAUGUGGCUUCAGUAAAGGUUCUAUGGAAGAGUAAAGACAGGGAAGAGAUGAUGUGGGAAGCUGAAGAAGAGAUGAAUGAUGCAUGUAAAGAGAAAAACUACAGAGCCCAAAAGGGCAAGAUAGUGGCAGGUAGGAGAACCGAACGGGUACCGCCAACAGAUAUAGAAGAGGAGGAGCAUGAGGGAGCCUCAGCCCCAGCUCCGACACCACCAGUUCCUCUAACAGAAUCCUCAGGCCAAAAGGUGAAAGAGGCCAUCUAUUUACUGACUCAGUUAGUCACCGCUCAGGCCCAGCGGCAAGGUGCGGGUCAUGGUGAUAGAGCUGCCAGCAGCAGAGCCCGUGAUUUAAUUAGGUUGAACCCUCCAGAAUUCUUUGGAUCAAAUUUUGAUAAGGAUCCGCAGGGCUUGAUAGAUGGAAUGUUGAGAACAUUGCGGUUAAUGCAUUCUUAA